This is a messenger RNA of Zymoseptoria tritici IPO323, 2172 nucleotides long. RefSeq names its product actin-related protein, ARP9 class. The record is from RefSeq and is a predicted model, not a curated record. NCBI's taxonomy places the organism in Eukaryota, Fungi, Ascomycota, Dothideomycetes, Mycosphaerellales, Mycosphaerellaceae. The coding region runs from base 176 to 2104 and encodes 642 amino acids. The transcript is spliced from 2 exons.
CGCAUACACUUCUUCAGUUUCUUGAGCACUCGUUCCACUGCUCAUACGACCAUUCGUUCAAUCGGACAAGGCUGUGGAGCUCUCCACGCGAAAUCCCAUCCAGCGCAUGUGUUGCGACCAGCAAAACCUUUCGCGAUAGAGGACAACGAGCUCGUCAUAUCUUGUGUCGCUCAAGAUGCCUCCCUUUCGCGAUGACCAGAUCUUCAUCAUAUCACCCGGGUCGCAAACCACUCUAGCCCAACUCGGCCUUCCCGAAUCAUUCACACCCGCGCGAUUUCGUUUACGAUCGCGCAUGUUUGCGGCAGAGCUGCCAGGGAAAUACGAGCCAGUCAAGAUACGGAGGAAGGAAAAGAAGACGGAUACCCAGAAUGGAGCGCCCGCGACGAACGGUAAUGGUACAGAGGAAGAGCCCGAGUGGGAGGAGGAUCGCAAAUCAGAGGAGGGAGCGAUAUGGCCGAUACAACACGGCAGCAUCAUGGACUGGCCAUGCUUCUACGCGUUGAUGGAGCACGUGUACAAUACUGUCAACCCGCCGUUCCACACGCCGAUUCUGAUCAUAUCGCAACCGGUCUGGACGCACAAGGAGUAUGAAAAGGUGGCUCAAUUCUUCUUCGAGAAGUUCAAGACACCUGCGUUAGCGAUGAUGGACUCGGCGGUGGCUACAACAUACGCCUACGGAAUACCUACUGCGACCGUGGUAGACGUAGGCUUAAACAAGGCGGACGUCAGCUGUAUUGUGGACUUCAUGUUGCAGGAUUCGACGCGAGCAUUGGCAGUUCCUGAUUGCGGCGGAGAGGCAAUGACACAGAGGCUUGCAGAACUUUUAAAGGGCAGGAAGGGUUUCACAAGGGAGGUUUGCGAACAGCUGAAACGGAGUCCGAUCUGCGAGAUUCUUCCGCUGGACGCUGAGCUGCCGGUGAAGGAUCUGGACCCGAACACUGCUGGCAAUCCAGCUGCAGCGGCCUCGACAGGCGCGGAUGGCGCGGCACCUGGCCAAAGCAAACCCUCGAUAGCCGGCGAUCUCCCGCGUGGACCAGGACCCGGGACAGAAGUGGGCGAAGCGCAGAGUUUGGAGACUGAGGACGGUGUGCUCGACAUUGCCAGUAUUGUCACAGGAGGGAACAUGCAGGAAUACUUGGCGCAGAAAGAGCGUGAAAAGGCGGACAGAGCUGCAGCAAAAGGUCAGAAGAAGGCGACGGAUACCCAGCAACAAGCCAACAAGCCUGUGAAAGUCCUCAACUCGAAAAGAGCUCGCAAUACUUUUAUCUACGAGGACUUUGCUCUGCACGAUGCGAUGAAGACUGCGGGCAUGACUGCGCAAGGAAUGGCCGACAUGCAAUCUUCACUGGACGACGGCCCGAAUAAGGAGCUGCAACCUGCAGUGGCAGAUAAGCCAGUUGACAGUGGUCUUGCGGACGAUCCGACCGACACGUCCCCGACAGGUGGAUUCCGAAGAGAGGUUGAGGUCGGACUCGAACGCUUCCAGGCUGCAUCAGGCGGUGUCCUCGACAGACUCGCGGAUGCCAUCCACAGGACAGUCCUCUCAUGUGGCGAAAUUGGCAAGCGUAGCGAGCUGUGGGACUCACUCAUCAUCCUCGGGAACGGCUCCAAAGUUCGCGGUUUCAAAGAGGCAUUGGUGGCCACGCUCCAGUCGAAAUACAUCAUCUCACCUUCAUCAGCGACGAUCUUCACCUCGGAGCUGCCCUCGAACAUCUCCACACCCAUGGCAACGGGCGCGAACACACCUCUCCAACAGAUGCCCGGUCUGCAGCAACAUCCCAGUGCCGGCGUGAACCCGCUACUGCAUGCCGCGCUGACCCAGCAAAACCCACAAAUGCAUUCUUCCGGCUAUGGUCAGACACCGCCGAUUCAUUUUGCUUCGAGCCAUUCGCAUGGGCAGACGCCGACAAGCAUCAAAGUCGCAAAGAUCCCGGAGUACUUUCCGGAGUGGAAAGAGGCUGGAUAUGACGAGGCGACCUUUUUGGGAGCGCAAGUCGCAGGCAAGCUGCUGUUCAUCCAGGAUGGAGGCGCGAGUAAAGGAUACAUGACGAGGACGGACUACAACGAGCAAGGACCGCAGGGAAUUCACGAUGUGAGGUUGUAGAGAUGAAGGUUCAUUGUUGAGACUUUUGUAGAAGUACCUUACUUCUACAAGAACCAGACUCUAUAUGG